GCGUGCUUUCACUCCCGGAAGCACCAGGUUUAUAAACAGAAUCUAAUGUGCGACUGUCACAAGCUGACCCAUAAUGACGUUUUUAAUAAAUACCAGCUUAAAAUUACUUAACUGCGUUAAAAACCUGUUCUUAUUGUGACUUGUCCUUCAGGAAAAUCGUCGUCAGACUAUUCUGAGGCUGCAGUUUCAAGUUCAAGACUGAAGAACCUGAAGAGAAGAUGCCAGCUAGAAACACUUUAAACAGUGAGGUCAGAUACUCCAAACUAGCCAGGGAUGAUGAUGGAUAUAUUGAUCUCCAGUUUAAGAAAAGUCCUCCCAAAGUCCCUUAUAAAGCGAUCGCCCUGGCAACAGUUCUCUUCCUCAUCGGCUCCGUUCUGAUCAUCGUCGGAUCCCUCCUGUUAGCAGGAUACUUUGAAGUUAAUGAUCACCAUGAUCGCAGCAUCCCAGUCCUGAUUAUUGGAAUCCUAGUCUUUCUUCCGGGGUUUUACCACCUGCGCAUCGCCUGUUACGCCUUCAAGGGUUACCGCGGUUAUUCCUAUGAUGACAUCCCUGAUUUUGAUGACUGAGCGGCGGGGAUGGGAUGAUCUGACAGCACUUUGAACCUGGUUUAACAGAAAUGCACCAUCGCUGAUGUCUGCCACGUCAAAAUGACUUGAAAGAAUCAUUUUUUUUUACAUUUUCAUAGGCAAAGAAUUCAAGAUAUUUGAAUUCAUGAACUAGUAUGAUUACUUAGGUUUCAUGUAAGGAAAAUACAUUUAUCAUGAAUUUAAUGCCAUUAUUUGUAAUGCAAACAGAUCUCAGUUCAGUUAUGUUAGUAUGCUGUACUGACUUACAAGGUGUUGCAGCAAGCAAAGCCUGAGGCAAGAAACACUACUCAAAACAUGCCACAUGCUGUUUUUUAUUUUACAGCUCAUUUGAUGGAUUGCACUAGGGUUUAAUUUAAAUCUAUCAUGAAUUAUGUGAUUUCUCUUAUUUUUUUUGUGGAACACAUAAUAUUAGUUUAAAUCCGUUUUUGAAAUUAAAAACCAAAGUGUGUCAUUUUAAACUGAAAUGCAUUUGUGUAUGAUUUGAAUGAAGCACCAUUGCAAAGUUUUGAUCUUUGAUGUCAUGCAACUGAUUAUUUUCAUUGAUGUGAUUUUUUUGCCAUUAGAGAGAAUGCUUUAUAAAUAAAGAACUUGUUUUCAAAAUGAA
Molecule: messenger RNA, 1191 nt
Organism: Carassius gibelio (silver crucian carp)
Lineage: Eukaryota; Metazoa; Chordata; Actinopteri; Cypriniformes; Cyprinidae
Gene: tmem230b
Product: transmembrane protein 230b
Exons: 4
Coding region: 219-566 (115 amino acids)
Biological process (GO): synaptic vesicle transport
Cellular component (GO): synaptic vesicle; endomembrane system
Source: RefSeq, a predicted model, not a curated record